Messenger RNA from Penicillium nucicola, 1689 nucleotides. RefSeq lists its product as uncharacterized. Gene Ontology annotation, biological process: transmembrane transport. The transcript has 4 exons. Gene Ontology annotation, molecular function: transmembrane transporter activity. Lineage: Eukaryota; Fungi; Ascomycota; Eurotiomycetes; Eurotiales; Aspergillaceae. The record is from RefSeq and is a predicted model, not a curated record. Bases 1 to 1689 code for a protein of 562 amino acids.
AUGGCUGGUCAAGAUGAGAUCCGUGGCAACUCAGUCUAUCAGACUGAGCAGCCUGUUGAAUCCAAGCCUACUGAGGAAAUCCCUAUCUCUGAGCAGGUUUCCCAGCCUACGGGCAUGAUGGGCAAACUCAAGAAAUUGAUCAACCCAGAUGUUCGCGCGGAGAUGCCAGCCUACAAGGAUAUCAUCAUUCACACCUGGAAUGGUCCUGAUGAUCCCGAGAACCCUUUCAACUGGGGUCUCAAGUACAAAUGGCUGCUGACCCUCACUGUCUGCUUUGUCUCUAUCUUGACCGGUCUCCCAGCCGGAACCUACGGCUCCGGAAACGACUGGAUGGAAAAGGAGUUCGACGUUCAGAACUCUCCCUUUCCCAACCUCUACUGGGCCACCACGUCCUGGAACAUGGGCGCGGCCUUCUGGCCCUUGAUCUUCGUGCCUCUCACGGAGUCUUCGGGUCGUAUGCCCGGAUACUUUGUGGCGUAUAUCAUCCUCGUCAUCUCGCUGUUCCCAUCUGCCUUCGCGAAGAACUUUGCGACACUGGUCGUGACCCGGUUCUUCGGUGGCGGUGCUUCCUCCGUCUCGAUUAACAUUGUCGGUGGAAGUAUCAGUGAUGUCUGGCUGGGUGAACAUGCACGCAGUCUACCGAUGUCUAUCUUCGGUUUUACUAGUGUUGUCGGUAUCGCAUUGGGACCUUUCAUCGGCUCUGCUAUUGUGCAGAUUCCCAAGCCGGAGCCAUGGCGUUGGAUCUUCUACAUCCAAAUCAUCUACAACGCAGCCCUAAUCCCCGUCUUCUGGAUAAUCCUCCGCGAAACCCGCCCAGACGUAAUCCUCAAAAAGCGCGCCCGCAAGAUCCGCAAAGAAACCGGCAAACCAGUGUACGCGGCGGCCGAAAUCGACGCACCCAGCAAAUUCAAGCUCCUCCAGAUCUCCUUCCAACGCCCAACACGCAUGCUAAUCAGCGAGCCGGUCGUAAUCUUCUUCACACUGUGGAUCAGUUUCGCCUGGGGCAUCCUGUACCUAUUCUUCAGCAGCGUCGUGCAAACCUACAGCACAAACUACAACUGGAGCACGAUGGCGACAGGCCUCGUGCAACUAGCCAUCUCCGUCGGCGCCAUCAUCGGCACAAUCAUCAACCCCCUGCAGGACUGGUUCUACUUCCGCUCUUCGCGGCGCAACACCGAGAAACCCGGUCGACCCAUCCCCGAGGCCAGACUGUACACUGCCAUCCCGGGCAGUCUGCUCUUCGCCGCUGGCCUGUUCUGGUACGGAUGGGCUAGCCAGCCCGAUAUCCACUGGAUCGUGCCGACGAUUGGUAUCACUGCUGCUGGCAUUGGCAUUUACUCUAUCUACAUGGCUGUGGUGAACUACCUGACUGAUGCGUAUGAGCGGUACGCGGCGAGUGCGUUGUCGGCGGCUUCGCUGGGCAGGAAUUCGUUUGGUGCUUUCUUGCCGCUGGCUUCGCCGCAGCUGUUUAGUAAUCUUGGCUUUGGGUGGGCUGGUACUUUGCUUGGCUUUAUUGGUAUUGCGUUGUCGGUUGUUCCUGUGGUGCUUGUUUGGAAGGGCCCGCAGAUUCGCGCGAAGAGUACCUUUAUGCGCGAGGCUACGUGGGAGCCGCAGGAGAGAGUUGAGGUUGAUGAGUCGGGCAAGGGGGAUGGUCCUUCUGCUGAGAAUAGAGAGGGUGUUUUGGUUUAG